AUGACUCCAAGGCCAUUCAAGAGGAAGCCCGAGCUUACAGCGGAACCAACAGCGGAGUACCACAGGCCACCAACUGUCAUCAAUUUCGAAGAGAGCCUUUCGGAGGAGGACAAAUCGGUCAUACGACGGAUUCGUCCCUCAGCGCUGUUACGCAAAUUUAGGUUUGGGAGGAGAGCCGAGGAACCGGACGAGUCCGAGUCGACCUCGGGAACUUUUGUCACCGCGCGGUCAACACAACCGCUGACACCAAGGACGGUCAUGUCCAGCAGGCCGGUGUUCCACCUUCCACCGUGCGAUUUCGCACAGUAUGUGGGUCGUGAAGAUCCACGAGCAUUCGUCACGUUCCUCCGCCAAUUUCGGCGGUUUGCGAACAACCACGGGUUCACACCCGAAGAGCGCCUCGCCCGGCUCCCGGCAUACCAUGCGGGAGAUGCGGCAGAGGUGUACGAGUCGCUGCCAGAAGCAGCAAAAACGGACUUCACAGUACUAACGCACGAACUCUCAAAGCAAUUCGCAGCGGGCGCCAAAGAGUUAACUUGCCGGGACAAGUUUCAAACCCGGACACUGAGGCAAGGUGAAUCGCUACAUAUGUAUCUGGCGGAUUUGAGAAACCUGCUCGAACUGGCAUACCCCGCGGCAACCACGUCGGAAGUCACACGCCAAAAGCUGCUGCGCCAACAAUUUGUCAAAGGGCUGCACCCCAAACUGAAGCAGGCACUUUUCUUUAGAGAUGCUGACCAAAUAACGGACAUCUCCGAGCUCCUCAAAACCGCGCAAGACACCGCCGAACACCUCACACAGAUAGGAGAAGCCAAACGUGGCCGCAAUUGA
Molecule: messenger RNA, 831 nt
Organism: Bursaphelenchus xylophilus (pine wood nematode)
Lineage: Eukaryota; Metazoa; Nematoda; Chromadorea; Rhabditida; Aphelenchoididae
Source: the annotation of a GenBank genome assembly